Molecule: messenger RNA, 3820 nt
Organism: Megalops cyprinoides (Indo-Pacific tarpon)
Lineage: Eukaryota; Metazoa; Chordata; Actinopteri; Elopiformes; Megalopidae
Product: rho-related GTP-binding protein Rho6
Exons: 5
Coding region: 159-857 (232 amino acids)
Biological process (GO): small GTPase-mediated signal transduction
Molecular function (GO): GTPase activity; GTP binding
Source: RefSeq, a predicted model, not a curated record
AUAUAAAUUGCUGCAGCGCUGUAACUCAAAUUAGACAACUGCGGACAGACGCCCAGAAAUACUCGGGGGCGCUCAACACCCUUGUGACGAGCCCAGGAUCGUAGUAUUUUGCAAAUAUUUUGUGAAUUGUGUGUUUCACUCUGAUUUUUAAAUUCACGAUGAAGGAGAGAAGAAUGACACAGCCGUUGGUGGUGAGGUGUAAAUUGGUUUUAGUCGGGGAUGUUCAAUGCGGAAAAACAGCAAUGUUGCAAGUCCUAGCCAAGGACUGCUAUCCAGAGACGUAUGUGCCAACAGUGUUUGAAAACUACACAGCCUGUCUCGAGCUAGAAGAACAGCGGGUAGAACUGAGUCUCUGGGACACGUCAGGUUCCCCAUACUACGACAACGUGAGGCCUCUCUGCUACAGCGACUCAGACGCAGUCCUCCUCUGCUUCGAUAUCAGCCGCCCGGACACCAUUGACAGCGUGCUGAAGAAGUGGAAGACUGAGAUCCUGGACUUCUGCCCCAGCACACGCAUCCUUCUCAUUGGCUGCAAGACGGACCUGCGCACAGAUGUCUGCACCCUCAUGGAGCUGUCCAAUCAGAAGCAGACACCCAUCUCCCACGAGCAGGGUUCGGCCUUGGCCAAGCAGCUGGGUGCCGAGGCGUACCUGGAGUGCUCAGCCUUCACCUCAGAGAAGAGCAUCCACAGCGUCUUCCGCACGGCCGCCCUGGCCUGCAUCAAUAAGCUGCAGCCCGCCCUGAAGCCCAGCCCCACCCGCCGCCUCUCCAAGAGACUGCUGCACCUGCCCAGCAAGUCGGAGCUGCUCACCUCCACCUUCAAGAAGGAGAAGGCCAAGAGUUGCUCGGUGAUGUGAGCCGGGGCGGGGGGUGGCGGGGGCCGGACGCAGUGACCAGCGCCGCCCUUUGGGUUGGGAGAGUGGGGUGGGGGGGAGGGGGGCUGGUGGAAUCGAUGACGAAGGGCUCCUUCUCAAACCCCUCCUCACACCCUGAAAUCCCCCGAAACGACCAGACGUCCGCUGCCCGUAAGCUCCCCGAUUUGUAUAGUGCAUCGGUUUUCUCUCUCGCCUGUACCUUGUCUCACAUCGAGGUAUAACCAUGAUUGUUUCCCCUUACCAGCAUUGCUUUGUACAGACCUAAUUUCAUUAAAAAGCGUCACUGGAGAUCUGGGGCAGACCAAAACAGACUGGGGAAAACGUACGUAUGUGUAUUUCCACAUUGUGACAUUCAUGCUUUUGAGGCAAUGCAGUGUAUAUGUUUUGGGAGGUCCAUCUAAGUGGGCUGACGUUUUCCCAUUUUUUGAUGUUAAAAUGCUUGUAUCCUGAGAAUAUGCACUUUAAGGUGUUGAUGAACAAACUGCUGCAUAAGAUCAUAUCUGAAAUGGAUGGGUUGUUUCACCCCUGUGGAACAUGGCAGGUAGUUGGGGUGUCUGUACCCAGUCCUACCAAGGACGUUGGCUGAAGGCGGCCCUGAAAUCUACAGUGGAUUCACUUGCUCUGGAAAGAGAUGUUCCCAAUUGCUCUCUCGCUCCUUACAGUCCCCUCAACAACACUGACCUCAAAUCAGUGUUCAGUGAGCGAGUUGAUCCUGACAUCCUCUGCUCCCUGACUGGAGAUGCUCAGAAGGUGGGGGAGUGGCUUGAAACCGGAAGCUCCUCCCCUCUAUGCUGACAUUAAGCUGCUCACACCAGGCCGAGAGGAGUGAUGUAUAGAGCUGGAGGUCUUAGGACAGACUGGGAAUUAAAAGUGGGGCACAAGGGUUUUUUAAGGAAUGGUAAUAAAUCUCAAAACAAUCACUCCAUCCAAUUACAUUCUUCAAAUGAAACGCAUUAAAAUGCAGAUAUACUCUCUGGCCGUGUUUAAUAUUUAAAUUGUACAUUGUCGUGUGUUAUUUAAAAAGGGGACAGAAGUGAUAAAUUCUUUGCUGUGAGGAGGACUGACGCCUAGGGGAUCAGGGAGGACAUUAGAGGGGUUAUUGGCGUUAUGGCUCUCCCAGCUGCUGUGGAGUUUAGGAAAUCAGAUCUGUCUAAGUGACACCCAGGCCAAUUUUUUAAUCCCACUGGAGGGAACUGUAAACAUGCCGCCCAGGGGAAGGAGGGAAGAUUAACUGCAUGGCCGACACCAUAAAGGCAAUGUGAUUUUCACUUUCAAAAAUCAGAUUAUUCAGAAAGAUAUUGUUCAACAGAAUGGUGCGGUGUGCCACACUUACAUUCUUAAUUGACCUUGGGAAAAAAAGUCAUGGGUCAAAAUACAUUGUAAAAUAAGCCUUCAUUGCAUCACUGUCAUAAUCCUAGUUUUUCUUCAGAUGUUACAGUCUGGAACAUGAUGCCCGUCUUCCUUUUACUCAUGGUCCUGUGUUUCAGUAAAUACUACUGUAGCACUCUGACCCAAUGCCUUUGCUUUCUCCUCAUGAAAGGCACCUCCAGUUUCUCAGCUUCACCUCCUCCACGUGACCCCAUUCCUGUACAAUCCAUGCGAUUCCCUCCAAUAUGCAGACCAUGCCUCGAAACAGACAUAUUAAGAUGGCUUGUCUCAGAGCCUCAAGUUGACCGACUUCAUGUUAAAUCCUUUCUUUCUUGAUUAUGUAACUUGCAGCUGAUUAAUCCCGAGCUCAGCUUUUAAUCAUAAGGACGUCAGUGUUAUCGGAAAGUAGACCUAGAUUAAUUGACUUGUUCCACAGAGGUCGUUAGCACUUGAUCCAAGAACUGAUUCAAGGAAGAUAACUUCUGGGAGCUUACUGAACUGCCAGGCAGUCGUCACAGGUCCUUUGAGACAGAGGAGGCCAUCUCAUAUUGUGACACAGAUCGGAUGUCGGUGUGACACAAGGGCUUAUGGAAAGGGAAGAGCUUUCUAGAGUUAGUGCGUGAAAUCGUCAAGCCUUCUUGAACUGCUACUCUCUCUAAGUAUGCAACAUCCAGUUUAUUCAUGGGAGGUAAACACAGGGUCAUGAAAACAAAGUAUCUGUUACUGCAUCAUCUCAUUCACAGACUGGGGGAGCUAGUUGUUGUAAAUUGUCUUCAACAAUUGCUUAUUGUUGGUGAGCUUUUUUGACUUUGGGGGAAGAAGGUGGCAUCCAUCUUACUUGCUAAGAGUGCAGAAAAUUUGGCUGGGGAAGAGUACUUUUUGGGUUGGGAGGGGCACCGGGAUCAUGGUAACAGUGAACGGGCUGGUCCUGUCCAAAGAAAGCUAUUUUUCCAUUUUAACUUUUAUUGUUAAGUCAUUGUGUUUUUGGUUUCUUCAAACUUGAAAUCAGAAUCUCCCCAUUCUUCUUUGUUAUACUCACUGAAGUCAUCUCAUAUUUGGAGCUGUGGACGGCCCCUACGGUGCAUGACUUCAGGAAGUGAUUUGCACAGAGACUUGUUCUUUGGACAUACACUGAUUUUUAUUUUUGCAUUCCCAAGCCACAACUGAAGUAGGGGUAACUUGAGAAGGGCUCUUGGGUUUGUAGAGCAUUUUGUGCAUUGGAAGAAAAGGGAUGAUUUUCAAAGGGAUGUCUCUCAUCUUUCAUCGUAGCAUCGGAACCACUGCUUCAUGUGACGGCUGGAGAUUCAUGGGAAUUGAUCCGUACAUCUUCUAAUUGGUCCACAUCCUUUGGGUGUUGAUCACGUUCGGAGGCCAAAACGAUUGCAUGCAAAAACAUAUCCAGACUAGGCCAGUUCUCUGAAUUUCACAGCCGUUGUAUAGCAUUGGAACCCUUUCAGACUCUUACCAUGUCCUUGUUAGUUGAAAGCCAACAAAGUCUGGUUGUACAUAUCUUGUUUUAUAAUCUUUGUAAAACUUCUGAAAGAAUGUUGGAAAAAAAUACUAUUGAAUCAACCGCA